AUGAUAAUAAAUAAUUUAAAAACAAAUAAAAUUUUCUUCGUAUUUUCUAAAAAAUUUGUAAUCAAUUUAAUAAUACCAAAAAAAAAAAUAGAAAUGAAGUUUUAAAAUAAAUUUUAUAAAUUAAAUGAUUUUUUAAGCACUGAUUUUUCUUAGCUCACCAUUACUGAAAUUGUUUUAACAGAUAAAAUCAAUACUAGUAAAGAAUGGAUAUCUGAUGCAGGUUCUGGUUUAGCAAAAUGCACUAAUCUCUCUAUUUUAUAACUGAUAUUAAACAAUAAUUAAAUUGAGGAUUAUAAUUUGUAAGCCAUAAGCUCUGCUUUAGGAAAAUGCAUUAACCUCUCAAAAUUAUAUUUAUACUUGGGUUAAAAUUUAAUUGGAGAUAUUAGUGCAUUAAAUUUAGGUUUAGAAUUAGUUAAACUCUGUAAUCUCACUGAUUUGGUGCUUUAUCUUUACAACAAUAAAAUAGGAAUAAAGGGUGCCUCAGACUUAGUUUCUGCUUUAGCAAAAUGCAUUAAACUGUCAAAUUUGAAAUUAUAUCUCAUCCUUAAUUUUGGUGAGGAAGAUGGAUUAGAUUUUUGUUAAGCUCUAGCAUAGUUUAGCAAUUUAUCAACUUUAGAACUCUAUUUAGAAGAGAGCUAAAUUAGUCCAAAAAUAGCUUUAGAAUUAGGUUCAUCUUUAGCAAGUUGCUGUAAUCUCAAAAAUUUAAAACUGCAACUCUAUGGUAAUUAAAUUGGAUCAGAAGGGGCAUUUAAUUUAUGUUCUACUUUAGCAAACAACACUUAUCUCUAGAAUUUGGAACUUGAUCUAUCUUAUAAUUAAAUUGAUGAUACAGGUUUAUCACUCUUAAGUUCUAAUUUAGUUAAAUUCAUAAAUCUCUCAACUUUACAUUUAGGGCUUAGUGAAAAUUAAAUUGGCACAAAAGGUCUAUCAGAGUUAACUUAAGCUUUAGAAAAAUGCCCAAAUAUAUCAAAUUUGAUACUCAGUCUCGAAAACAAUUAAAUUAAUGAUGUAGGUUUAUUAACUAUAAGUUCCGGCUUAGCAAAGUGCUUAAAUAUUUUAACUUUAAAGCUUUUUAUUUACUUCAAUAGUUAUAGCGGUGAAUCAAAAUUAAAAUUUAGAAGGAAGAUUCUUAAACUAAAUAGACUAGUAUAUGAACACUUAUUAUUAUGA
Tetrahymena thermophila SB210 is the source of this 1170-nucleotide messenger RNA. RefSeq names its product cyclic nucleotide-binding domain protein. Gene Ontology annotation, cellular component: perinuclear region of cytoplasm; nucleus; cytosol. Gene Ontology annotation, molecular function: small GTPase binding; GTPase activator activity. The transcript is spliced from 13 exons. The record is from RefSeq and is a predicted model, not a curated record. Lineage: Eukaryota; Ciliophora; Oligohymenophorea; Hymenostomatida; Tetrahymenidae. Gene Ontology annotation, biological process: nucleocytoplasmic transport; activation of GTPase activity.